AUAGUUUAGUUAAAGAAUAUGCUCGUCUUGGCCAGUAACGGCAACUAAAGUUUCUCACUACUUUUGCAGCAAAUAAAUUUACUCAGUUACUCGAACGAAGAAUUGAUAAAACUCACUCACAAAAGUAAUAUUAUAAUCUCUUAAGAAGAAAGCAUGGCGGUGAAAGACUUACCUUCAGAGAAGAACAGCUCUGUUAAAGAAGAAACGUUCACAAACACAAGAAGAAAUAUCAUUUUAGCUGUGGUCACAUGUGCUGGAUUUUUGGGGCCCUUAGCUGGUAAUAUCUACAUUCCAAUCCUUCCACUCAUGAGUGAAGCUUUCAAUGUGUCUACAUCAAUUAUCAAUGGUACUGUUUCUGUGUUCAUGGCCGUUUUUGCAUUCAGUCCACUUGUUUGGGCUGCAUUGGCUGACGUGGGAGGAAGAAAGUCAUUAUACAUGUUUUCCCUUCUUAUCUUCUUGGUUGCCAAUAUCCUCCUCACAUUCCUUCCUGCUCAUAUUGGUGCUUUAUAUACUUUGAGAGUGAUUCAAGCAAUUGGCUCAUCAAGUGUGUUAUCAGUAGGUGCAGGUACUGUGGCAGAUAUAACUCCACCAACGAUUAGAGGCAAGACAAUUGCAACGUUCAUGUUAGGACCUCAAUUAGGUCCGAUUAUUGGUCCUAUAUUGAGCUUAGCCACAACUAAUGGUCAAUGGAGGUGGUCUUUUGGUAUACUCAGUAUCUUUACAAUUGUGGUCUACAUUGCAAUUUUAUUUCUACUUCCAGAAACAUUGAGGUACUUAGUUGGAAGAGGUGAAUGUUAUGAAGGAAAACUGUACUUUGUCAAGCCUAAGCUAUAUGAGAAAAAAAGAACCGCUGAAGAUGCCAAAUACCCCAAACCCCCCAAGUUGAGUCCUUUAUUGUACUUUAAAUUAGCGAGGUAUUUGCCAGUCCUUAUUUCUUCUGUUGCAGGGGGGCUUUUAUUUGCCAGUUUCUAUGGAAUAAGUGUCACUUUCAGCCGCGUCUUGACCAACGAUUACCACUUUUCUAAUUUGCACGUGUGUCUUUCUUACUUAUGCCCAGGAAUAGCCUUGAUAAUAGGCUCAAUGAUUAGUGGGCGACUCUCAGACAAAUUAAGGAGAAAUAGAAUUGCAAAGGGUAUAAGUUUUAUUCCUGAAGAUCGGUUUCCGAUUCAACUCAUUGGCUUUUUGGUAGCUAUUGCAGGGUUCACUGGAUAUGGAUGGACUUGUGAAAAACACUCCCAUGUUGUUUCUAUUUUUGUGACAGUAUUCAUAUCAUGCUUCGGUACAACUUGGGUUCUCGUCACUAAUUUGACUUAUUUAACCGAAAGCGCAGAAGGAAUACCCGCAUCCAAUGUGGCUUUUGGAAACUUUAUGAGAAAUGCAGGUGCUGCAAUUUGCUCCGGUAUUAUUACUAAAUUAGUCGAAAGGAUGGGAUACGGAUGGUGUUUCACUGGGUUAGCUUUUGUGAACCUUGGUGGUGCAACAUUUAUGAUAUUGCUCUUUUCUAAAGGAAAACAUUGGAGAGAGAAAUAUGGUUAUUUGACUAAGUAGCAUCUUGCAGCAAAAUCUUCAUAGGCUUAAUUUAUGGUUUUAUCAUUUGAAUCUAACCAACCAUCCAGUAAUUUAGCUUAAUUAUUUGCUCAACGUCAAAUCAGAAGUCUAUUUUCCCAAAAUUAACUAAUAAAUAGCUCACCAAAUUGUGUAUAAAUUGAAGGCAUGCUGCACGUUAAAUACAAUAAAAA
Messenger RNA from Yamadazyma tenuis ATCC 10573, 1739 nucleotides. The record is from RefSeq and is a predicted model, not a curated record. NCBI's taxonomy places the organism in Eukaryota, Fungi, Ascomycota, Pichiomycetes, Serinales, Debaryomycetaceae.